CUCGCCGCAGGGGCCCAUCGCCGCCGCCGCAGCCCCGCUCGGCGCAAGUGCGCUGCGCGCGGGGGGAGGGGGCGCGGCGGAGCGUGAGGCUGGCUGCGGGCCGCGGGCCGGCCGCGCGGGAUUAAGUUUCUGGGUCACGCGUGAGUGUCUGUGCGCGUUCCACCCGAAGCUGCGCGCCGGCCGUUACUUCCGACGAGAAAAGAGCGAGCGAGGGCGACCGCGGCUCCCAGCCUCCGCCCCUCGCGCCCCGCCCGGGCGGCCGCCGCGAGCCGGGGUUCAAUUUUAGUUGCUGUUUUUAAUCAUUAUAGAGGAAAACAUUGAACUUUGAAAAAAAAAUGUUGGAAACCAUAGACAAAAAUCGGGCCCUGCAAGCAGCAGAGCGCCUGCAAGCCAAGCUCCGAGAACGUGGGGAUAUAGCAAAUGAAGACAAACUAAGCCUUCUGAAGUCGGUGCUGCAGAGCCCUCUCUUUAGUCAGAUUCUCAACCUACAGGCCUCUGUACAGCAGCUGAAAGACCAGGUAAGCACUGCAACUUCAGCAACCUCAAAUGUUGAGUAUGCCCAUACUCCUCAUCUCAGUGCCUCCAUAAUUCCCACUCUGCAAAAUGAAUCAUUUCUGUUAUCCUCAUAUAAUGGGAAUCAAGAGACACUUACAGGACCUGGUACUCCUUACAUCAAUGGGAAACUUGUGUGUGAUGAAUUUGAUCAGUUGAUCAAAAAUAUGGCUCAGGGUCGCCAGAUAGAAGCUUUUGAACUCCUCAAACCUUCCUGUGGAGGCCUUGGAUUCAGUGUUGUGGGGCUCAGAAGUGAAAACAGGGGAGAACUGGGAAUAUUUGUGCAAGAGAUACAAGAGGGCAGUGUAGCUCAUAGAGAUGGAAGACUGAAGGAAACUGAUCAGAUCCUAGCUAUCAAUGGACAGGCACUUGAUCAGACAGUUACACACCAGCAGGCUAUCAGCAUCCUGCAGAAGGCCAAAGACACUGUGCAGCUUGUGAUUGCCAGGGGCUCUUUGCCUCAGGUCACCAGCCCCCGAGUUUCCCGGUCUCCAUCUGCAGCUAGCACCGUUUCAGCGCAUUCGAACCCAGUUCACUGGCAGCAUGUAGAAACCAUUGAGCUGGUGAAUGAUGGCUCUGGUCUGGGAUUUGGCAUCAUAGGAGGAAAGGCAACUGGUGUGAUAGUCAAAACCAUUCUACCCGGAGGAGUAGCUGACCAGCAUGGCCGAUUAUGCAGUGGAGACCAUAUUCUAAAGAUUGGGGACACUGAUUUGACAGGAAUGAGCAGUGAGCAGGUAGCACAAGUCCUGAGGCAAUGUGGAAAUAGGGUUAAAUUGAUGAUUGCAAGAGGUGCCAUUGAGGAAACCACAGCACCCAGCUCUCUGGGCCUCACCCUCUCCUCCUCCUCUUCACCAGAGAUGCGGGUUGAUGUUUCUACUCAGAAGAGUGAAGAAAAUGAGACAUUUGAUGUGGAACUGACUAAAAACGUUCAAGGAUUAGGAAUUACUAUUGCUGGUUAUAUUGGAGAUAAAAAGUUAGAACCAUCAGGAAUUUUUGUAAAGAGCAUUACAAAAAGCAGUGCCGUUGAACAUGAUGGAAGAAUCCAAAUUGGAGACCAAAUUAUAGCAGUAGAUGGCACCAACCUUCAAGGUUUUACCAAUCAGCAAGCAGUAGAGGUAUUGCGACGCACAGGACAAACUGUGCGCCUGACGCUAAUGAGAAGAGAAAUGAAGCAGGAGACAGAGCUCCUGCCAAGGGAGGAUGUCACCAAAGACGCGGAUGUGUCUCUAGCUAAUCCCCGGAUAAGCAAAGAAAAUUGUGAAAAAGAUGAAGAUUCUUUAUCUUUUAGGAGAAAUGUCAAUAUAUUACCAAUUGAAGAAGAAGGAUAUCCAUUACUCUCAGAUGAGGUAGAGGAAACAGAAGAUGCACAACGAGAAACCACCCUGCUGACAAAGUGGCAGAGGGUUAUGGGAAUUAACUAUGAAAUAGUGGUGGCUCACGUGAGCAAGUUUAGUGAGAACAGUGGAUUGGGGAUAAGUCUGGAGGCAACUGCGGGCCAUCAUUUUAUCCGAUCUGUCCUACCGGAAGGUCCUGUUGGACACAGUGGGAAACUCUUCAGUGGCGAUGAGCUUUUGGAAGUGAAUGGCAUAACUUUGCUUGGGGAAAAUCAUCAAGAUGUUGUCAAUAUUUUGAAAGAAUUGCCUAUAGAAGUGACAAUGGUGUGCUGUCGUAGAACUGUACCUCCCACCACCCAGUCAGAACUGGAUAGCCUGGACUUAAGUGACAUUGAACUAACAGAGAAGCCUCAUGUAGACCUAGGCGAGCUCAUUGGGUCCUCGGAGACAGAAGAUCCAGUGCUGCCAAUGCCUGAUUUGAGUCAGAUCACAGAGGAGGUUCAAGCACCUUUGACCAUGUGGGAGGCUACCGUUCAGCACAUAGAGCUGGAGAAAGGGAGCAGAGGCCUUGGUUUUAGCAUUUUAGAUUAUCAGGAUCCAGUUGAUCCAGCAAGCACUGUGAUUGUAAUUCGUUCCUUGGUGCCUGGUGGCAUUGCUGAAAAGGACGGACGACUUCUUCCUGGAGAUCGCCUCAUGUUUGUCAAUGACAUUAACCUGGAACACAGCAGUCUGGAAGAGGCAGUGGAAGCCCUGAAGGGAGCACUGCCAGGAACUGUGAGGAUUGGAGUAGCCAAGCCCUUACCUCAGCUGUCGCCAGAAGAAGGUUAUGUUUCUGCUAAGGAGGAUUCCUUUCUCUACCCACCACUCUCCUGCAAGGAACAAGCUCUGCCUACCAAAGCUCUCUGCAGGGCUGACUUGGCUCUGGUGGAUACACAUGAUCCUGAAAUAGUAGAUGAAUCUACAUUUGAGUGCCAGUACUCUCCUGAUAAUGACAGUGUCUACUCUACCCAAGCCUCUGUCUUAUCAUUCCAUGGCAGUGCUUGCAGUGAUGGUCUGAACUACGGCCCCUCCCUGCCAUCCUCUCCUUCCAAGGAUAUUGAUGAAAAUUCUUCUGAUCCAGCACAAGAUCUGCACAUGUCCUUAGAAGAACUGUAUGCCCAAAGUGUCCUGCAGAGGCACAGUGAGAAUCCAGCUUCAGUAGACAUGAGCGUGGGAUCUGUUUCUGGGUUUGCCAUAAAUGAUUAUUCACCUGAAAAUCUUAUAGAACAAUAUGGACAUGAAAGCACAGUACCUUGGACUGCAUCUCAGUUACCAAGUGAAGUUUUAUCAAGUGCAGAACUAACUUCUGUGGUACCUGAUUCAGCUGGAAAGGGCUCUGAGUACUUAAUUGAACAGAGCUCUUUGGCCUCAAAUGACGAGUGUGUCAUGCUGGAAAAUAUGUCUAGAGAAUCUUUUGAGAGGACUAUUACUAUAGCAAAAGGCAAUUCUAGCCUAGGGAUGACGGUCAGUGCUAAUAAAGAUGGCUUGGGAAUGAUUGUUCGAAGCAUUAUUCAUGGAGGUGCCAUUAGUCGAGAUGGCCGGAUUGCUGUUGGGGACUGCAUUAUGUCUGUUAAUGAGGAGUCUACCAUCAAUUUAACCAGUGCCCAGGCACGAGCCAUGUUAAGAAGACAUUCUCUCAUUGGGCCUGACAUAACAAUUAGUUAUGUGCCUGCAGAACAUUUAGAGGAGUUCAGAAGAUGUUUGGGACAACAAUCUGGAGAAGUAAUGGCAUUGGAUAUUUUUUCUUCAUAUACGGGCAGAGACAUUCCAGAACUACCAGAGCGAGAAGAGGGAGAAGGAGAAGAAAGUGAACUUCAGAAUGCAGCAUAUAGCAAUUGGAAUCAGCCCAGGAGAGUUGAACUUUGGAGAGAACCAAGCAAAUCUUUGGGCAUCAGCAUUGUUGGUGGACGAGGAAUGGGGAGUCGUCUAAGCAAUGGUGAAGUGAUGAGGGGCAUUUUCAUUAAACAUGUCCUUGAGGAUAGCCCAGCUGGGAAGAAUGGAACCUUGAAGCCUGGAGACAGAAUAGUAGAGGUGGAUGGAAUGGACCUCAGAGAUGCAAGCCAUGAACAAGCUGUGGAAGCCAUUCGGAAAGCAGGCAACCCUGUAGUCUUUAUGGUACAGAGCAUUGUAAACAGACCAAGGAAAUGCCCCUUGCCUUCCUUGCCGCACCUUUACCCUAAGUACAGCUUCAGCAGCACUAACCCAUUUGCUGACUCUCUCCAGUUCAACGCUGACAAGGAAUUACAGGAUUCAAGUAAAAAUAUCUUCUACUGUUCCCCAACUAACCCUUUUGCUCCCACACCAUUUAAGGCACCCAGUCACUCAGAGCCAGAGCCAGAGCCAGAGAAGGCUCUAUUAUGUGAUGUUCUUCAGCCCUCUUCUUCAGCAUUUGCAGAAAUGAGCAGUGAUCAUGCACAAUCAGCUGCAAGUGAAACCUCAGAGGAUAUGGACAAAGAGGAUGAGUUUGGUUACAGCUGGAAAAAUAUCAUUGAGCGCUAUGGAACCCUAACAGGCAAGCUCCAUAUGAUUGAACUGGAGAAAGGUCUUAGUGGUUUGGGCCUAAGUCUCGCUGGGAACAAAGACCGAACCCGAAUGAGUGUCUUUAUAGUGGGAAUUGACCCAAAUGGAGCAGCAGGAAGAGAUGGUCGAUUGCAGAUUGCAGAUGAACUUCUAGAGAUCAAUGGUCAAAUUUUAUAUGGAAGAAGUCAUCAGAAUGCCUCAUCAAUUAUCAAAUGUGCCCCUUCUAAAGUAAAAAUAAUUUUCAUCAGAAAUAAAGAUGCAGUGAGUCAGAUGGCUGUAUGUCCCGGAAACACAGUAGAACCUAUGCCUUCUACUUCAGACAGUCUUCAAAAUAAGGAGGUAGAACCAAGUGUUUCUGCUCCUGAUGCAGCUGUGGACCUCAGUUCAUUUAACAGUGUGCGUUAUCUGGAACUUCCCAAAGAUCAGGGAGGGUUGGGUAUUGCUAUCAGUGAAGAAGACACGCUCAAUGGAGUCAUCGUAAAGAGUUUAACAGAGCAUGGGGUAGCAGCCAAGGAUGGACGCCUCAAAGUUGGAGAUCAGAUCUUAGCUGUAGAUGAUGAAGUUGUUGUUGGCUAUCCCAUUGAAAAGUUUAUUAGCCUGCUGAAGACAGCAAAAACAACAGUAAAGCUGACCAUUCAUGCUGAGACUCCAGAUUCCCAGACUUUUCUUUCAGCAACUGAUGCAGCCAGUGGAGAAAAAAUGAACAGCUCGCAGUCUCCAGUGGCCUCACAGUCUGGCUCCCCGGAAGUGGAACCAGAGUCUGUCAGAAGUACAAGCAGGUCUUCAACACCAGCAAUCUUUGCUUCUGAUCCUGCAACCUGCCCCAUUAUCCCUGGUUGUGAAACAACAAUCGAGAUUUCCAAAGGGCGAACAGGGCUGGGCCUGAGCAUUGUUGGAGGGUCUGACACACUGCUGGGUGCCAUUAUUAUCCAUGAAGUUUAUGAAGAAGGAGCAGCAUGUAAAGAUGGAAGACUCUGGGCUGGAGAUCAGAUUUUAGAGGUAAAUGGAAUUGACUUGAGAAAGGCCACCCAUGAUGAAGCAAUCAAUGUCCUAAGACAGACGCCCCAGAGAGUGCGCCUGACACUCUACAGAGAUGAGGCUCCAUACAAAGAGGAGGACAUGUGUGAUGCCCUCACGGUUGAGCUGCAGAAGAAGCCAGGAAAAGGCCUAGGACUGAGCAUUGUUGGUAAAAGGAACGAUACUGGAGUAUUUGUGUCAGAUAUUGUUAAAGGAGGAAUUGCAGAUGCUGAUGGAAGACUGAUGCAGGGAGACCAGAUAUUAAUGGUGAAUGGUGAAGAUGUUCGCAGUGCCACCCAGGAAGCUGUUGCCGCUUUGCUAAAGUGUUCCCUAGGCACAGUGACCCUGGAAGUGGGAAGAAUCAAAACCGGUCCAUUUCACUCAGAGAGGAGGCCUUCUCAAAGCAGCCAGGUGAGUGAAGGCAGCCUGUCAUCCUUCACUCUUCCACUCUCUGGAAUGAGUACCUCUGAGUCACAGGAAUGCAGCUCCAAGAGAAACGCAUUAGCAUCUGAAAUACAAGGUUUAAGAACAGUUGAAAUAAAGAAGGGGCCUACUGACUCGCUGGGAAUCAGUAUUGCUGGAGGAAUGGGAAGCCCACUUGGUGAUGUUCCUAUAUUUAUUGCAAUGAUGCACCCAAAUGGCGUUGCAGCUCAGACCCAGAAACUCAGAGUUGGAGAUCGGAUUGUCACUAUCUGUGGCACAUCCACUGAGGGAAUGACUCACACUCAAGCAGUAAACUUACUGAAAAAUGCUUCUGGCUCCAUUGAAAUGCAGGUGGUUGCUGGAGGAGACGUGAGUGUGGUCACAGGUCAUCAACAGGAGCCUGCCAGUGCCAGUCUUUCUUUCACCGGGCUGGCGUCAAGCACUAUAUUUCAGGAUGAUUUAGGACCUCCUCAGUGUAAGUCUAUUACACUGGAACGAGGACCGGAUGGCUUGGGCUUCAGUAUAGUAGGAGGAUGUGGCAGCCCUCAUGGAGACUUACCCAUUUAUGUUAAAACAGUGUUUGCAAAGGGAGCAGCAUCAGAAGAUGGGCGCCUUAAAAGGGGUGAUCAAAUCAUUGCUGUCAAUGGACAGAGUCUGGAAGGGGUAACCCACGAAGAAGCUGUUGCUAUCCUUAAGCGAACAAAGGGCACUGUCACUUUGAUGGUUCUCUCCUGAAUUGGCAGCCAGAUUUGAACCAACUCAACCCUUGCUUCCCUGUGUACUAUUGAGAAAAUUGAAUGAUCUUAUGCGUGACUUUUCCUGUGCUGUGUUGAUGCAGUCUUUGACAUUAUGUGGAAAAAUAAUAUUUAAGUCUGUUCUUCUCAUAUGAGAAUGGUUAUUUUUACUGAUGACCUAAUAUUAUUUUUCCUUUUCUUUUGCUUUUUGUGAAUCCAAACACACAGAGAAGGGACAAUUUACAGAUAAAUCCAGUUUGUCUUUUGAGGCUACCUAAAGUUUUGCCACAUGAACAAAAAUUAUUAAAGAAAAAGGAAAUGUUAAAAAAAGAAAGAAAAAUAAUUCUAGAGCUAACCAUUUAGAAAGUGGUUUCAGUAAAUUAGGUUGAAAAAUAAAAAGGCAUAAUAAGGAAAAAAACCUUGAGUUUUAUAAACAUCUCUCAAUUUGGCAGUUCAUCCCCUGUCCCCAAACCAAACUAAAAAAAUUAUUGAAAAUCUUAAUAAGUGCUCACAAUAUUUUAAUAUUUUGAAUAUUGUUAAAAUUGUAUCUCCUUACCUCUAGCAUCUAUACAUAUUUUUUCCUGCUAAAAUUACUGCCUAUAAUUAAGUAAAUAAAAAAAUACAUGAAACGGUGUUCCUAAGUUUUGUAAAAUCAUAUUUAAGGCACAUUCUCAAUGUGCUGUAAUAAAACAAUGAUGUUACCCCUGUUGACAACAAACAAGCUCACCAUAGAGGAGCACAGGUUCUGAGAAUCUUUUUAAGUUGGUUUUAACAAUUGAUGAAACACUGAAAAUGGCUUAGUGCACUGUGCAGUUGGUUUACAAAUAGUGUUAAUCUUAAUGCAAAGAAAAAAGCAGGGCCGGGGACAUAACUCAGUAGCAAAAGCGCCUGCCUAGUAAGUGUGAGGUCAUGAAUUCAGUCCGCAGUAUCAAAAAGAAAAAAAAGAGAGAGAAAAGCAAUGUGUCAUUCAUUAUUUUGGUUCAAUGCCAUUAAUAAAUUGAUAGAAAAUUAAGGGGAUUAACGUAACCAAUUCAUUGCUUUAUAUUAAUAUCUUAUAAUACAAUAGUUUAAAACAGAUGGAGGUGUUUUUUGAGACAACUGUAGAGGAAUUAUCAUGUGUUCAUUCCCAUUUUAAAGCAUGAAACUCCUACAUUGGAAUAUAUAAAAUCACUUUAAAUAUCUGUAUUUAUAACAAAUAGUGUACAGUUAAUGCAGUAUUUUUUGUGUAAACACAAAAUUAAAGUAAAUAAACAAGGUUUGUGAUUGGGUAGUUCCUUUUAGAAAUAGCUUACCAAAUAGUUUGUAGGUCCUCCUUGUCUGGUACAAAAACUGAGUAAGACAAGCAGAAACAAUGACAAAGGUUAUGAGAAAAGUGAAGGCAGAGGGUGAGGAGGAAACUGGCUCUGCAGAGUAAACUUGGUAAAACAAAAGAGAGAAAAAGUUAAAAGCAAAAAUUCAAGUACACUGUGAGGGGCACAAGGUGAGUUAUUGAGAAAGAGGCACACAAGCUCUUCAUAGUGUCUGCCUCCCCUUGUGCCACUCACUGCAUCAGAACCUGCCUGAACUUCACACGGGGGUGCAAAGGAACGGGCAGGGUGGUCUCUGGGGGCCUGCCUCUCUUCUCUGCCAGCCAGUCUAAGCCACGUCCUGUGUCCUGGCUCAGGUUCAGUGGUGCACAAACAAAAACGAAGGCUUUUUUAUUCUUUUGUUAGAGGAAAAACUACUGUUCAGCACUCACUACUUACAAUUGGCUUUUGUCAUGUCUGCCUGUAUGUGCACUAUCCAUGCAUGCAGUUAGAAAAGAAUUGGGCAUCAUUAUAAAAACAAUGUUUUUUUUUUUUUACCUUGACAGUAUUUCUAGUGCUCAAAGUCCAUAGACUCCUCAUAGAGCGGAGGAAGGCGAUGCUAUGAGAAGGCGAGUCACCUGCCUAUGAAUAGUUUUCUAGGGUGCUAUUGUGCAGUGAUAUUAACAGUUGUUCUUAGGUUAGUAAAGAGCCAAAGUGUAUUCAUAUGGAAAUACCAUGAUGAAAUUCAUUCUAAUAAACAUGAAAAGUCAAAUGUGAACACUGAGCAAAUAGUUUGGAAACCUUAGUCCUACUAGUUCUGUCCCAGAUUAACCAGGGAGUGUAUACUUCCCUCUGAUUCAUUUCAGUGUUAAAUAAUAGGUUAUUUGAUCAGUAAGCUUCUAUUCUAAAAUGUAAGAAAAUACUUAUUUAUGAAUAUAGAAAUUCUGUGAUUGUAGUUUAUAAAAUGCAUAUUGCACCAAUUUAGGAGUCUUCAUGUAAAUUGAGGUGCUUACUGUAACAGAGUUCACUUUCCUAUCCCAGGGACACAUACUACUUUCUGCUCCUCUUCUACCAUAUGCUUUCACAGUAAGCUCCUGGAAACUGAACCAACCUCGUUUGCAAGUUUGAACUAGCAAAGAUUUUUAUACUGGUAGAUAAUACUGUACAUCAAUAUUGAAUGGGAGAAAGUUACUAAUCACAUUAAAGUUUGAGUAAAUAUGGGGGAUCAUCCCUAAAGAGAACAGUUUCAUGAGUAUCAGUCCUAGCUUAAACAGUGUCUCUUCAAAUCCAUGUCCAUAUGGAAUCUCAGAAUAUAAUCUUUGGAAAUAACCUUUGUAGGUGUAAUUACUUAAAAGUCAUACUGGACCAAGAGGUUUGGUUUUAAAAAGACUGUGCACACACCGAGACAUUAGUGAAAGCCAUGUGAAGAGGGAAGCAAAGAAACAAGCUAAGGACUCCUAGGCUGUUAGAAACUAUAGAGACAAGGAUUUUUCCUAAAGUCUUUAGAGGAGAUUUGGUUUAUAUUGAUGCUUGCAUUUCAAGUUUCAGGCCUCCAUAGUAGGAGAAAAUAAGUUUCCAUUGUUUCAUGCAUCCCAUUUGUGCUACUUCGUUACAAAAUGUUGGGAAACUAACACUGUAUCUUGAGUUGCUGUCCUUAUCCUAGCUAAGAACAGAUCAUUGCUAUUAAUUUACUAAGUCAAAGCACAUGAAACAGAAGAUGGAAAGAAAGAAGAAGAAAAGGAGACUGACUUUGAAAGGAGAAAAAAACUAGAUUUAUCCACAUUGGAGAGAAUGGCUUAUGCUUCCUGGGUUAUUUUCUGGAAAUAAAGGAAUAGGUUCCUAAACAGAGUUUAAAUAGACUUUAACAUUAUCUGAUGUUGAGGACGUGUACAACCCAAAACUAGACUGCCCACAAUGGCUCAGUGUAGUAAUAUUUCUUUUCAGCCUGACUGAUGCAUAGCAAUAAAGGUAGAAAGGAAGCAUAAAAAGUCAGCAACAUCCAUACUUCAGAGCAGUGGUAAAGCAGAAAGAUUAAGAACCAUGAAGGUGAAGAACACAAGAAAAAGGAGGGAAAGGUUUUUUUAUUUUUUUCGUUUUAAGAAUUUUGACAAAGAUUUAAAAGGGGUUCCUUCCUGCUCUGAGAUACAGGAUACUAAGUCUCCUUAGAAUGGGUCACUCUUCUUUAGACCACAGAGUGAACAGAGAACUUGAAAGGAUGCCUACAGGGAGAUGAGAAUAAAUAUAUUUUUUUAGGUGUACAAAUGUCAAAAAUACCAUCACCUGCUUUCAGCAGCUCUGGUAUGGUGUUUCAUGUCCAUGACAGAUACUCCGGAAUGCAUUUGAUUCAUGCCCUCAACUUGGUCUCCUAGGAAUCAAUGUUUAGUGUUGUCUUCUUCCAAAGGGACCUGUUGGUAAAGCAGGGUGCCUCGUAUUACCCUUUGACACCAAGAGUAUUUUUGCAUAGAAUGGAAACUAGGGGAAAGAGAUGUUCUUAAAUUGAUUUUUGCCGCUUUGUUCCUUUCAGAAUCCCACUAUUCUAUAUUGUCCAUUUAAAUAUAAGCCAUAGGAAAAAAAUAUUUGUCUAAUUAGUUAAGUGUGAAAAGUUCUAUAAUAGGCCCUAAAAAUAAUUGUGUGAAGGAGGGAAACUUACAGUAACGAUCUCAGAAUUGUCCCACUGAACAGAUUUCUUGAAAUUUUUGAAAAUACGACACCAUCAGAAGAUUGCCUUUAUCACAAGCUUGGUGUCUCUUAGCAGUGGGCUUUUUGUGAGAUGAUUGCCUGUUGUGAAAACAUCAUGACCCUUACCUUCCCCUCCACUCCUCCUCCAGACUUGACUGAGAAACAAGUUACCCUCAGAAAAUACUGUUUUGUAAAAGUUAUGUUUUUUAGGAGUCUGCCUUGAGAUACUGGGUAUUCAAAGUUUCACUCCUCUAAACUUCACCUAAAAUACUUUAUUGCAUUUAGUAAAACUUGCAAAUUUACUUUGGGAAAUUAUGUAGACUUAACAGCAUGCACAGAAUAAGAUGUCAAGAAAUACCUUGUUAUUUAUAUUAUUCUAAAAGGCAUUGUGUUAUAAAUUUAGUAUUUUCUGUAAAUAGUGUUUAUUUUUGUGCAGUUGUGUCUUUUUCCUCUAAAAUUUUAUGUAAAUCAACUUGUACUAAACUUUCCAAAAUUUAUGCUUUUUGGGUUACAACUUUCAUGAUGGUUCCCAUGUCAUCUUAUAACUGUACUAUUAAUUACUAGAUAUUUUUUCUUCAAAUAUUUUAACACAGAUGAUCUUAAAUUGUAUCUCACUACCUUUCAUAGGAAACCAGUAUUAUUUGCAAUUAAUACAGAAUAACUAUGAGGAAAAACAGAAGCUCAAAAAUUCUAAAAAGAUAGUGUGGUGUAUCAAUGAUCAUAGCCCAAGGCCCGGGCUCUGGCAGAAGGGCUAGUUGCAAAUGUUAGCAUGGUGUCAGCAACUUCAUGGAGACUUUCCUGAAGUGACCUGAAAAGAACAGAAGGUAUUUAUUUUAUCCAUAUGUGGUCCUGUAUUUUCUGUAUGCCUUGCCAGAGCCAUCAAACAUAAUGAUCUUAUGAUAUGGCCCCUCUUUGGAAAAAUUAUUACACCAAAAUGUGGAAAGUCAUGUUUUCAGUCUUCCUUUUCUUAAAAUAUGAAAAUUUCUGGUUAAUUCUUGUUCUUAAGUGUAUAUUUAACAACAGAAAUUGUUUAAGAAUUGCUGAUAGUAUAUGAUUUUACUAAAGCUAGAAUUGAGUUGCUAUGUCCAGUGUUUUACUUCUGGCAAUUUAAGUUUGAAAUAAAGGCUAAAUGACAUAAA
Molecule: messenger RNA, 11723 nt
Organism: Cavia porcellus (domestic guinea pig)
Lineage: Eukaryota; Metazoa; Chordata; Mammalia; Rodentia; Caviidae
Gene: Mpdz
Product: multiple PDZ domain crumbs cell polarity complex component
Exons: 48
Coding region: 336-6620 (2094 amino acids)
Biological process (GO): regulation of microtubule cytoskeleton organization; tight junction assembly; microtubule organizing center organization
Cellular component (GO): apical part of cell; bicellular tight junction; plasma membrane
Molecular function (GO): protein binding
Source: RefSeq, a predicted model, not a curated record